AUGGAGAUCGACGAGGCGGUGCGCGGGUGCAGCGACCGCCGCCUGCGCACUAAGUACGGCAACGCUGUCUACGUCGUCCAGCGCGCCUUCGCGCUCUACCCGUUUGAGGAAGUUGCCUUCAGCUUUAAUGGUGGGAAGGAUUCAACUGUGCUCCUGCAUUUGAUUCGAGCUGGUUACUACCUUUACAAGAAGGACUCUGGUGAUGUAGCCCAAAUGAAUGCUGUUAAAAACUGUCCACUGCGUACCAUCUAUUUUGAAAGCCCUUGUGCUUUUCCUGAAAUCAACUCAUUCACUUAUGAGACUGUCUCAACUUAUGGGUUACCACUGGAAACUAUCCAUUCAGAUUUCAAGUCUGGUCUAGAAGGCCUUCUGAAGGAGAAGCCCACCAAAGCAAUUUUCAUUGGCACAAGAAUUGGUGAUCCAAAUGCGGUUGGUCAAGAACAGUUCUCUCCUAGUUCACCUGGCUGGCCCCCUUUUAUGAGGGUGAAUCCUAUCUUGGAUUGGUCAUACAGGGAUGUUUGGUCUUUUCUAUUAACAUGUAAGGUCAAAUACUGCAGCCUUUAUGAUCAAGGGUAUACUUCCAUUGGGAGCAUACAUGAUACUGUUCCAAAUGCACUUCUUAGUGAUUCAUCAACUGAGAAAAGUUUUAGACCAGCAUACAUGCUAACAGAUGGAAGGCUUGAAAGAGCUGGUAGAACAAAAAAGACUAAUCCUAAAGUAGAAAUGAACUCUGUUGUAAGCAAUGGCAUGAACUAUACUGAGGGAGGACAGAUGAUCUCACGUGCAGCAUCAAUCAUUGUAGUCGGUGAUGAAAUUUUGUUUGGUACAACUAAGGAUAACUUAGGAGCAGCCUUGUGCAAGAAGCUUCAUGCAAUUGGCUGGUGGGUUUCUCAUGUAGCAGUUGUUCACAAUGAGAUUGAUUCUGUUGCUGAAGAAGUUGAACGUUGUAAAUCUACUGAUGACAUGGUGUUUAUUUUUGGUGGACUCGGGCCGCUACAUUCAGACGUUUCUUUGGCUGGUGUCGCGAAAGCAUUUGGAGUUCGUCUGGCUCCUGAUGAAGAGUUUGAGGAUUAUCUUAGUCAACUCAUGGGAAACAAUUACACCGGUGAUCGAAAUGAGAUGGCACUGUUGCCAGAAGGUAUUACUGAAUUACUGCAUCACAAAACGCUACCAUUACCAUUGAUCAAAUGCAGAAAUGUUAUUGCUCUUGCUGCAACCAAUAUGGAUGAACUAGAAACCGAGUGGGAUUGUCUUCUAGAUACUCAGGAGAGUGGUUUAAUGCCAGCAAAACCUUUUGUGUCAAAGCAUCUCAGCACUACACUUUCAGAUGUUCAGAUUGCUCCGGUCCUUGCAAAACUGUGCUUAGAGUUUUCUGACGUUUACAUAGGGUGUCAUCGGAUAUCAAGAGCUGGGCCUUUGGUUGUGAAUCUUACCGGAAAGGAUAACCAGAGGGUAGAUGCGGCUGCUGAGAAGCUCACAAGCAGUUUUGAAGGACAAUUUUCCCAAGUUGACAGUUGCAAAUAA
This is a messenger RNA of Miscanthus lutarioriparius, 1524 nucleotides long. The record is from the annotation of a GenBank genome assembly. Lineage: Eukaryota; Viridiplantae; Streptophyta; Magnoliopsida; Poales; Poaceae.